Molecule: messenger RNA, 11078 nt
Organism: Xyrichtys novacula (pearly razorfish)
Lineage: Eukaryota; Metazoa; Chordata; Actinopteri; Labriformes; Labridae
Source: the annotation of a GenBank genome assembly
CCUUUGACAACUUCCUGACACACCAGCCCAGCACUGGUUUACAGCCCUCAAACACACCUACACAUGCACACACAGAGAGACGAGAAACCUGCUGAUACGAACGCUUUCAGUUCAAGAGGCACAGCUGUACGCAGAGCACGGCCAAGGUAAUCCUUUUUCUUGUUUGAGUUUGUGUUUCAUGAAGACGUAACAUCAACUCAUUUUAGAGCAGCAUCUAUUCGACUGUAACCAAUUGUUUGAAAUGUGGGCAAGUAACAUCGGCGGCAAAAGUUUCUGUCGUUAGCCAGUCACAAAAAGUCAAAAAGUGACGACCUCUCUUGGUAUCCAAAAGAUGAACUCAUUGAGGGGUCGAUAAGAUCUAUAGAUCGUCACGAUGAGUACAGAUUGUGACCCACAUGAGUCUGGAAAAAUCAUUGAUGGUAGAUUUAAUCUUUAACUAGAACUCUGAACUGAAUUGCGAAGAUUGUGGUAAUCCCUCAAAGUGUUUGGAGUUCCCAAUGAGUUCCGGGAGCCGAGACUUUCCUCAAGGGUCUGGAUGUCUAAGUUUCCACAGGAAUCUAAGGGUACAUAGUCCAGAAAAAGGUCCAAGUGGUUUCAAAAGUAGUUCUUAGAAGAUUCUGCAGAUUUCUGAUAAUCCAGGCCUUUCUAAGAGGGUCCUGAGGCAACCGGAGAUUUUCCAAAGAGGUCUGGGUGGGCAUGGGUUCUAAAGGGAGUCUAAGAAUCUAGAGUUUCCAAAGAGGUUUAAGGGUCCAGAGAUCAGAGACGGAGGUUUUCAAAGGUUUUUGAGUGCCUGGAGUUUCCAAAAGGCUGUGAAUGUCCAGAGUUUCCAAAGAGUUCUGACCAUCUAGACAGGGAUGGGAAUUGACAAGAUUUUAUCGCUAACAAUGCCUUCGAUGACAAACUCUUCGUAGAAUUAAGCCACGCUUUAGAUCGUUUCCAUGCCAUGCUUUUUUCUUUGUCUCUGUUCUCGUUCAUGCCAACUGGCACUCGUGAAACUGCUUUUCAAGGCACCCGGAAGAAAUGACAAGAAUGUGAAUGAUGUCGAUUGAACCAUUGGGAACCGGUUCUUGUUGCCCAUCCCUAUGUCCUGAACUUCCAAAGGGGGUCUGAGUUUCCAAAACUAUCUAAGUGCCCAGGGUUUCCACAGGGAUCUGAGUCUUCCUAGUUUCUGAGGAGGACUUAAGACCUUGCUCUUCCACAAGGGUCUGGUUAUCCAGAGUUUCGUUUGACGUCUGAAUCCCCAGAGUUUCCAAAGGGCCUGGAGUAUACAGAGUUCCUGAAGACUCUGAGUCCGUAGUGUCCACAGAGGUGUGAUCACCCAGGGCUUUAAAAGAGGGGCCUUAGGUGUCCGAUUGUUUCCCAUAGGCGUCAAAGGGGGUCAAAGUUUGAGUUUCUCAGGAGGUUCAAGUUUCUAGAGUUUCCAAAAGGGUUUGAGUACCUUGAGAAAGGUAAAGAAAAACUAGGAUCUACUGAAAACUCAAAAAGUUUUAAAAGUGAAAUUGUGCUGAUGAAGGGAAAAAAGUUUUUGUCAUAAUCAGGUGACGUCAAAAAUAUUCAAAAGACAUGAAAAACUCUUAACUCUUUAUUAAACAGAACAAAAACAUGUUUUUUGUUUUUUCUAGAGGGUGCAGACGAAGAAAAGCCUCUGCAGUAUUUCUGCAGCCGUCUACUGGAAACAAAGCGUCUGUGAGGAAAUCUGAAAUGAUAUAUGAACACAUAGACAAGUACGCACAGACGUUCCCACUCCCACUCCUCCAGUGGUUUCACUUCCUCCCACACCUUUGUGGUUUUUGCUUUAUUGCUUUGCAGUCAAAAGUCUGUUGGAACCAUCUUCUCUGCUGUAACAGAAAAGCUGAUAUUUUGUCCCGAAGCUCAAAGACAUGCUGUUGUGACUGUCCGGGUCAGAUUCUGGAUCAUAUCUGCUGUGUACCGGUGCUGAUUCUUCUGGUGGGCUCGCCAGUUUGUUUUGGUGUUUUUCCACCUCUGCAUCAAUCUGAAACUGAAUUCAAAAGACAACUAGGACAUGUUGCAGACAGCUGAAAGUGCCUUCAUAUGUGACCCUUAAAGAUCAGCUUGAAUAGAAAAUGUGAUUGACCUCAUCUGUGGGUUAAAGAUAUGAGGUUCAGAAAAAUCACUGUUCCCGUGUCAUGUCCGGUGAAAACUAAAAGAUUUCAUAUUUGAAGGUCAGAGGAAAUCCUGUCAGCUCAGACCUGUUUUGGAGCCUUAAACUGAUGAUAAUAACAUUAUAAUAAUGUUGAAUAUUAUUAUAAAAACUGUACACAUACUCAGUGUGUCUGCGAUUAACCCCUACAGCCCCUCUACACCAUGUUUUCGUCCUUUCCCUGACAGUUAUUCACACAGGAAAUGACUGCAUUCAUGGUGUUACUCACCCACCUGUUAACCAGAAAAAUAUCCAAAUUGAGGCCCCGGUUACCACGGUUACCACGGUGACAAUGAACCCCGCCAUGCCAGGAAGCUGUUGUGUUCGCUGUCAUGCUGCUGAUUUGACUGAUUUGCAUCCUUUGUCACUCUUCUGUUGUUUCGUUUUUCAUUUGAUUCGCUCUCUCCUCGGAGCUGGAAGGAGUCUCUCUGUUUUUGUUUUACUUUAUUUAUUCUUAAAUUUAACUUUCUGCCGUCUUGAUGCGUCAUAGAUGGAGUUUGCCUGCAGUCAUGUUGUUUGUAAUUGGAGGCCUGACGGAGCAGGUAAGUGCGAUUAUGUAUAUUUUUUAAGUGUGGGAUUUGUAAACGCAUGUUUGUUGAAUUUUUACACGUACGGUAUAAAUCACAGAAAAUGAAAAUCUACACAAACAAAAAAGCAGACAAAUAUGGGAUUAAGCCAGUUUUGAAUAAUACCCUUUAUUGAAAAGCUCUUUGCGGUUCAUUCAACUUGGAAAUCCCACUUUGGAUGACUCAUUCAGCUUAGCAGCUGUUUCUCGGUUUUCUUUCCUUUAUGUUGGAUAUUUAACGCUUGUAUUUUAACAAACUUUGUACACCGCAAAAAAAACUCAAAUCUUAAGAAGUGGUUUUGUCUUACGCCUGACAAGUCCAGAAAAAUGUUUUAUCUUAAUAUUCUACAUACCAAAAAUAAGAGCUGAUUUAUUUUGUAAGAAGUACAAAAAAUAGAUAAUAAAAUUUUGAAAAAGUGAUGAAAACUUUCAGAAAAGUUUCAAGUGUCAUAAAGUGAGAAAAUGACAUUUAUGUGACAAAGUAGUGUUCGCCCCCUAUGUGUUAUUGUGUUUUUCUGUUCCUGUAUCUGUUUUUUUUUUAUUAAAAAAAUAUAGUUUAAAUUAAUAAAUCAAAAUGACAAGUUUUCUUCUUAUUCCUUUCUUAUUUUUAUAUAUAUUCCUUUCUUAUUCCUUUGGCUUAUUCAUUUUUAAACUUAUAUCAAGAAAUUCAGGUCUCAUUUUUGGCAUUUAAUAGGUUGGAAUAUGAUAUUUUUCUGGACUUGAUAGUUGAACACAGUUUACAUGAAGCUUAAAGACACUUUUAUUAAAAUAAAACCAAAAUUAAGAUAUUUCAGCAGCAUCUUUUAAAAAAUUAGUAUUUUAUUGAACCAUGAGUGCCAUUGAACCAACUUUGAAUUGUGUAUUUUCUACAGGUGUUUUUCUCGACCAUGAAUAUGACAACCUGACUUUUAAACCACAAAAAGGUGAUUAUCCUCCUUUUACACACAAACACACAAAGCCUUUUUAAAGCUCCUCAACGGUUGUUUUUCUGAUUCGAGUGUCGAUGAAAUUCUCCAGAGGAUCGCAGAGAAAUAACAGGAAAGCAGAAACAUAACAAGGUUUGCUUCUCUCCUUUCCUCAGGCCUGCCUCCUCCCCCUUUGCCUCCUCGCCGCCUCAGAAAACCCCGACCGUCGUCUCUGCCGUUACCCCCUCUCCCUUCCUUGCAGUCUCCACUUGUUCCUCUUUCCCUCCCCCCUCCUGUCCCACCAAGAGGUGAGCUUUAUUUAUUUACUCUUUUACCCACAAGCGAGUCUUUCCAAGGAGUUAUUCCCUUCUUCAUAUCUUUGUCAUAAUUCACAGAAGACAAGCUGGAAGGAAAGAGCAGACUGACCGUCAACACGGACGUCAACGUCAACGUCGUCUCGCUCAGUGUAGGAAAACUGGUCGACCUCAGCCAAGGUAGACCUGCAUCCACGUACACCGAACAUCUGUGUGGUUGUUUCUCUUUGGACCUCAUCUCUUAAUCUCUUUGCAUAAACAGCCUCAGGCCUGGAGAGCUUUCAGAGCCCGGUGGUUUGUGGGAAAUGCAGUGCAGCCUUGUCGUGUCUGAGUUUCAUCCAGAGUAAGGUAAGCACCACUUCGUCAUGGUCCGACGAUUGAUUGAAAGACUCCUCCCCUUCUUCUCCUCUCGCUCAGGUGUGGGUUUGCGAGUUCUGCGGGCGUGAAAACAGCGUCAACGACAGCGUGGAGAGAGUGUGUGUCGGCCAGCUCGCAGGUGUGCACAGCGAUGACAUCUAUCUGCCCGAUCAGAGCGACGACCCCUACCAGAACCUGGAGGACACUCUGGUGGUCUUCUGUGUGGACAUUUCCGGCAGCAUGAGCGUCACUACAGAGGUGUGUGUCCGUCCAGAACGGUCAAGGUGUCGAGGCGUAUAAAAGGUCCAGGAUGGGAAUCAAACCAGCAACCACCGCAAGACUUUAUGUAGGGAACCCAGACCACUGGGCAAUGGGCACCCUUGUAGUGCUGAGAACAUGCCAGGUGGUCUCAGUCCUCUUAAGACUAGAGGACUUAAAGGUAGGGUAGGCAGAUCUGUAAGAUCCCCAAGCGUCCCCCAUCGUUUAUGUUGACCCGGCUUUUUAGCUCUUGUCCGGUCUACCUCCGUUUUAAGCGCCCGUUAUUCCUCCAGAGUCUCCGGUAUUUACUUUGUUCUCUUGCUUGUGUCGGCAGUCGUGGCCAAAGGAGGAUUCAGACAAUUCUCCGAACUUUCUGGUUGGUUUCUACUGUCCGAUAUUGUAGCACGCUAACUUUGUUUGGGCACCUGAACGACACGGGGGAGCAGCGUCUGCCUCACAACCAAUCAGGUCGGGGGAGGCGGAGAAUGGUUUUGUUUACAGUCAGAAAGAGCUGAGCGCUCCAAACCUGCAUUUGUAGCUGCAGUGAGUCCACAGUGGUUUUUGGGAGUUGGUUUGAGUCUGUGCGGUGUUUCCACUCCAAAGUUGUGUCUGUUUUUAGUGGUAUUACCUAAGGAUGUUAAAAUCCUGUCAGCCUUGUCUCUUUUUUGAUUGAGCUUUCUCCAUAUUAUUUAAAAAUUUAAUGAUAUUAUUGAUGAGAAUUUUUUUCAACUUUACACCAAUAAACAUUAUUCUGAAAUCGUCAAACUCUUUACCCACACAGUCUCUCACAAAGAGGGGAACUUCUCCCUAUCUGUACUUCUGAAAGACUCAGCCUCUCUUCGUUGCCUUUUUUAUCCAGUUGUUUCACAAACUUGAUGCAAAUUUUUGUAAAAUGUUCCAGUUAUUUUUGCCAUUCCAAAAAUUUUUUGAUUUUUUUUUGUCCCUUUUCCAAAUUUUUACUUUUACUGUAUUUGAAAUAAGCAUAUAGCUUGUAUGAAACAAAAACAUUUUUCAGUACUAACAUUUGAUAUGAUGUUUUGGCACAAUUUUCAAGUUGAAAGAGUUUUUAAUAUUUUCGUUCUCUUAGUUUUGGACGUUUUGUAUCUAAAAUCAGCUCCUAAAAACUCUCCUAUCUGAAGACACUCUAUGUUUUUUUUCCCACUAUUUUUCUUUUUCAGGUCGCAGCAAGCGAUGGAUCACAAACGCACAUUUCAAGACUACAGGUAAAAUGUUUUAUUUUUUUGUUUCCCUUUUCCUAAAGCGCUGACAACUGCAGGAUUAACUCCUUUAUCACAUGGAUAAUCAAUAAAAAUUCACUGUAUAUGUUACUGUUUUUUUCCUGUAGGGUAUGCAAGAUGCCCUCCAGAGGGCGCUAACGUCUCUGCUGCAGGAGUCCCCGCACAGGAGAGUGGCCCUGGUCACAUUCAACGAUGAUGUAGGAGAAAUAAAUCACUUUCUGAGUUAAAUGCACUGAAAGAUUUUUUAUUUUUAAAAGGUUUUAUUUCAUGAUUUUAUUUGUUUGUAGUUAUUAGUCUCUGUUUUUCCUGAUGUAUAUAUUUACUGGAUUGAAUUUAUCUUAUUUAAUUUUUUUAAAUGAAAGUGCUGAAAACAUUAGUCAGUCAGAUUUUGUACAGGUGCGGUUAGUAAAACCAAAUUUACACUUUCAAUCCUUUUUUUAAAUUUUUUAGGUCAAAGUUCAGCUACUUUUACCUGUGAAAUACUUGACAUACUUCACAUAUUCAGGUCAACAGUAGGAACUUUUUGACAGACUGUCUGAGACGAAAUUCAGAGGUUUGAGUUGGAUUGUUUGAGUCGAGUUGAUGUUGAUCAGGGGAGAAUAAGAAAUCAGAUUUAACCUCUUGCAGCCGUUCCUUAAUUUAAGAAAAUAUACAAAAAUCAGUUGAUACAGAGAAAUCCUUCUUUGAAUCAUUUCUGUGAACUUUUUUUUCACAGGUUGUGAUUUACGGUGAUGGCACCGGUACUCCUCUCACUCUCAGGGAUUGGGCGUUGGUUGACUAUGACCAUAUAUGGCAGCAGAGUGUUGGUUACACCAUCCCGCACUGUAUCGCAGAGACCUACGACCAGCUGAUACAGAGAGUCCUGGAGUAAGUCACCACUGAGAGUGUUAUUAUCUUAUUAUUUUUGGGUGUGUCAGAGUAAAUCCUGAGUGUUAAAAGUUGGAUUUUUUGUCGUGUUUACAGCCUCAGAGAACACGGGGCCACCUGUCUCGGUCCUGCAGCUUUGGCAUCAGUGGCCUUAGCGUCGAGGUACCCUGGGUCAAAGGUGAGCAGAUGAUACACAAGGGUUAAAAAAAAACAGUCUUCAGUUUUGUAAAAUUUUCAAGAAUUAGAUAAAAAAAAAAUGUAAACCAAGAUUUCUGAAGGUUUCAACAAGUCAAAUUUUAGAAUUUUUUUAGGAGCAAAAUGAACAAAAUUUAAAAUCCAUUUUACAUCCAUACUGGCAAAAAAAGUACAAAAGACAUGAAGGGAAAUUCAAACAUUUUAAACUAACAUCAAAUCGAUCUUUAUUUGUAAGUAACAUCAAUACAUUUUUAAGACCUUUCAAAUUUGUAUUUAAGACAUUUUAAGAGAUUUUAAGAGAAUUUUAAACAUUUUUAGACUUUUCUAGACCCAUCAGAAACCCUGUAAUGCAGCUCUUUUACAUAAAUUUUUCAUGCAAGAAUGUAAAAAAACCCAAAUUAAUGAAAAAUUCCAAAUUUUCACAUUAGAGCAUCAAUACAUUAACAAAGUAAUAUCAAUACAUUUUUAAGACCUUUCAAAUUUGUAUUAAAGACAUUUUUAAGAGGUUUUAAGAGAAUUUUACAACUUUUCAAGACCCAGCAGAAACCCUGUAAUACAGCUCUUCUACUCUUUACAUUGAUUUUUCAUGCAAGAACAUAAAAAACCCAAAUUGAUGAAAAAUUCCAAAUUUUUACAUUAGAGCUUUUGCGCCUCUUAAUAAUGAAGACAAAACAUGUCAGAGUUAUCCCACCAUUACCAUAUAAAAUAUUUCAGUAACUUUAACUAACACUUAUAUUCUUGUAAUUUGAAAUUUUCUGUCAAUCUGAAAGACUGAAAAGUUUGACUGACUAGUAAGAGAAGUGACUAAGACACUCAUGCUUUUUGAAUUUUCUGCUCUGCAGGUGAUUUUGUGUACCGACGGCAGAGCCAACAUCGGGCUGGGUGAGAUAGAGCAGACCUCCUCUCUGUCCUCCUCCUCUCUUACCUCUUAUUUCUACAGGAAACUCGCUCUCCAGGCUGUUCAGAGUGGGUAAGACAUCAGACCGGAUUACCGGAGUAUCCUGGUCGAUUGUAAAUAGUUGAAACUUUCUUAGUUUCAGCAGAAUCAGCCAUGUCUGCUUAGAAGAAAAACAUCUACUGUCUUUUUUUCUUCUUUUCCCUCAGAGUCAUUAUAUCAGUCAUGACUUUUGAGGGAACGGAUUGUUGCUUGGCGGACAUCGGGAGACUCGCAGACACUACAGGAGGACGGGUGAGACACACACACACUUCACACAAUUCAAUGCACAUUAAAGUCAACAGGCCAGCGAGACCGUUAGAAGGUCAACCCUUGAUAGGUAAAGUUACAGGAAUGGUGCGUCUCAAGUUAAUAUCACAAGCCCCGCCCCCAACACAAGCCCCGAUUGGUCAGUGGAAGUGGAAUUGAUGAGUUUGAGGGUGUUCAAAAAGUUGAACGAUUGAAUUGCAGUGGUUUGGUAUAAGGAUUAAGUCCUUGUCAUCAGCGUACAAUAUAAUGCACACCAGAGGUGGGGGAAAGUCCCUACGUUGCAAGUCCAAGUCGAGUCUCAAGUCUUUGCUCUCAAGUCUCAAGUCAAGUCCAAGUCAACACAGACAAGUCCCAAGUCAAGUCCAAGUCCUGAACUUUUUGUUUCAAGUCCCAACCAAGUCCUAGGAAUUUUGCUCCGAGUCCCAACCAAGUCCUUACCGUUUCUUUCAAGUCAAAAACAAGUCAUAUCAAAGCCAUAAACCAUUUGUUAUAUGUGAAGAUUUACAUCAAUCAUGAGCAUUUUUCACUAUUUGCAUUUAUUAUUAAACAAGAGUUCUCAUAUGUUCAGUCCUCCCGGUGUUGUCGUUAAGAGGGAGGCUAGAGUUUGAGAUAGUGUUGCCAAGUUUCGUGAGAGAAAUAAGGAAACAGACCUCCAGAAACAAGACAAAAACAAGCAGACUUGGCAACACAACACGGUGUUACCAACGGCUGUAAUUCCUGACUGUUAGUUGAUGUGACACUUUUUAAACGGUUUGGGCUGUAAGGUAUUAAGUGACUUGAAAAGACUUGACUUGACUUUUCAAGUCACUGGGCUCAAGUCAAGUCAAAUCAAGUCCCAAGCGAGUCCAAGUCAUUUCUUGGUUCCAUCAAGCAAUUCAAAAACGGGACUCAAGUCCAAGUCGAGUCUCGAGUCGAGUCGUCAAGCCCCCACCUCUGACGCACACAAAAUGACAUUAAUGAGACUUUUCUGCAAACCUAUGUCGAACAGGUGAAUACGGUGAGCAUUGGCACAGUUGCUCGAGAGAUCAAGUUAGCCUCCAUGGAUAACAUCCUUGCAACAGGAGUCACGGCAACCCUGCUAGCUCCUGAUGGAGUGUGAGUUCUGCUCUAAAACGACUGCGAUAACAUGAACUUUUCCACUGUAUUAUGUGUAAAUUUGACAUACAUUCAUCUUAAAUAUGGAUUUGCAUGUAGACCUGAGUAAGAGCCCUUUUCUGUGCAGGUAUUUCCCAUAUGAGAAUGAAAAAAUUCACAAACUGGUGAAUGAAAUUGGGAAUGUCACCAAAGGACUGCAGAUUACCGUUCAGUUUGCCGUAAAACCAGAGUUUAUGGGAGGUAAAAUUAUCAUCCAAAUAAAGUAGAUUUCUUUUACUCAGAUUUCUGGGCAGCCUGCCGACAUUGUGUAGACAACUGUCAAAUGUUUAAAAUUAUCGUUAAUGUGUCUGACAGUUUUUCUCCAGAAGAACACACUUCCAUUUCAAGUCCAGCUGAGCUUCAAGACCAGAGACCAACAGAAAGUGAUGCGUGUCAUUACUGAACAACGUCCAGUUUCUACCUGCAGGUAAACACUUUCAAAAUUACACACAUUUGUAAUAUUUAUAAAAAUUUGAAAAGUUAUAAUUUUGAUAGUGAUCUGCUUUGUACUCUAUAUCUAGUCAAAGUGCAGUCUGGGCAGGAAGCCUCAACACUGCGGUUCUCGGUGUCCACUGCGCUCAACUCUGCGCCAGACUGACCAUGGAGGGUCGAGUACAGGAAGCGCAACAGCAGCUUAAAGCGCAGCAGGACUUGCUCGAUCAAAUCAGGUACGAGUCCCUCAAACCCUGGUUUCUUUUUGGCCUUCUUUGGUCCUUUUGAAACAGUGCAUGAUGACUUUAACAUACAGAACAGGAGAAUAAAACGGAAGAUUUAUACGUUUUAAAAGUUCACACAUAUGCAGAUAUAGGAACUGCUUCACACAUAUUUCUGUUUACAUGACAUUGUGGGGACUGACAUAUUUUUGCUCAUGUAUGGGGACUCUUUUAGCAUCCAUGUGCAACAACCUGUUAGACUACUUAUUCUUGUAUUUUCUUUUUAUCUUCAUGUUAAAAUUUGACUUUUUUUAUUUGACUGAGUUUUGGAACAAAUGUAACUUGACGGUACACUAAAAGUUCCUUUUUUUGUCUCAUAGUAAGCAGAGGACAACCCCACAGGUAGAGAAUAUCUAUGGCAACUGGAUGGACACCAUGACAACAGUCUUCGACGGCAUCUCAACAGAAUCUCAGGUUUUGUCCAACCAAUUUAAGGACAUUUCUAAUCAAUUGAAUAUGAGACAUAAGGAAUUAGUCAGUCCCUGAAUUAAAUAUUGUCUUAUUGAUUAUAUUAAUUCUCUAAACCCUCCAGACGCUCUCUGAUGAAGCAGCUAAGGUGAUGUACCAGAUGAAGAGAGCCAGCAGUGUUAACAACAACAACAACAGCAAUACACUUGAGACUCAGAAGAAGACUUUAAAGAAGAAGAAGAAGAAAUUCCUCAUGAAAGCACUGUAAAGAAACAACAGAUCCACUCAGGAUAUACAGACUUGACAUCACACUGACUUCUUUAAGCUGACCAGAAAAGCUCAAAGUCCUUUAACAUUUCCAUCCCCUGAAUCCUCUAAUGUGGUUACCUCAGCCUGAACACGCCACGUACACGACAUAGACUGUUGACACAAAGACAGAUGAGACCAGCUCAGGUAUAGCACGUCUUCAUUUUGCGUUUUGACAUCUCCUACGUGCCUCUGUGACAGCUAAGGAAUCUCUAAGGUUACAAGUUUAGUGGAACACUGCAUCCCAGCUGUCAGCUUUAAGUACUGACAAAAAUGUCAGUCAUGACACACAAACCUAAUUCUGAAACUGUCUAGAAUCUAGAUACACGUGUGAUCGAUUUUUUUCUUAUCUAUAUCAGUAUUCAGUUUUAAAUAAGACUUUUAGCCGCUAUUAUUGCACAUAAUGGCACUGUAGCAUUUUCAAAACAAUCAAAUAUAUCAGUUUUGAAUGUU